AUGAGAAAGGACCUCACGCUACUGGAGAUUGACAGUGAAACAGAGAUGUCUGUGCAGGACCCUGUGUCAGAGUGGGUGGCUGCACCAGAAGAAGGCUGUGACUCUGUGGGAAAACCUGCAAUGGAGCAGUCUGAUGGGAUAUUGUCUGAUUUGGUGGGUUUACUUUCUCAAUGCAUGACAAACAAGAAACCAGCUCAGGCAUCUAUUACGAAGGUGAAGCAGUUUGAAGGCUCUACGUCUUUUGUCAGGAGAACGCAGUGGAUGCUCGAGCAGCUUCGCCAGGUCAAUGGUAUAGACCCUAAUCGGGAUUCCCCAGAAUUUGAUUUACUAUUUGAAAAUGCUUUUGACCAAUGGGUAGCAAACACCGCUUCAGAAAAAUGCACAUUCUUUCAGGUUCUACAUCACACUUGUCAACGAUACCUUACAGACAAGAAGCCAGAAUUUAUCAACUGCCAAUCCAAAAUUAUGGGAGGUAAGUCAAUCACAGCUGGAGUACCUUGUGCGGUUGGACAUGAAAUGAUUUGCAC
This is a messenger RNA of Tauraco erythrolophus (red-crested turaco), 527 nucleotides long. NCBI's taxonomy places the organism in Eukaryota, Metazoa, Chordata, Aves, Musophagiformes, Musophagidae. The record is from RefSeq and is a predicted model, not a curated record.